AUGGCGGACGACGCCUCGGACGCACGCCCACCGCCGGGUCCGAUCGCGGUCGCUGCGCUGCGCAUUGACACGCAGGCCGUCGAGGCAGAGUCGCUGGAAGCUCCGCUCGCGGUGUCCCCGACGUACGGCGUCGCGCGCAACCAAGUGGAUCCUGCGGUCCUGGCGGCGCUGCCCAAAGAGAUCCAAGACGAGGUCCUCGCGAGCUUCUCGGUGCCAGCCUCGUUGGAGCCCGCACCGGCGGACCUAAGUGACGCCGCGUGGACGUGCCCCAUGUGCACGUUCCUUAACCACGCGGCCUUGGUGUCGUGCGAGAUGUGCGAGUUCUCGGUCGCGCACCUCAUGGACGCCGACGACGAGCAGCCAUCGUCGCCGCAUCUGCUCUCGGAGACGCUGCUUCAUGCGGCCAAGUCGGUCGUGCAAAAGUCGCUCACAGCCAUCAAGACGACGCACGAGCACCGCGACGAGCUCUUGCAGUCGGCGACGGCCAAGAUGCACCACGUGCACUCGACCGCGUCCAAGCAACUCCAUCACGUGUACGAGGCGACCUCCAAGCAGCUCCAUGCGACGCUCUCGCCGCGCUCGGCCAAGUUUUUCACCAAGAAAGGGUCACUGCACCUGCCGUCGCCCAACGUCCUCCUCGAACUCGACGUCCUUCGCACCGAUCUCAAGACGCACUGCACGCCGUCCGAGACCGUGUACGAAGCUCUCUUGCAAGAGCUGUGGACAACCGUCUUCAGCCAAAGCGCGAUCCCAGGCAUGGACCACACCCCGUUCACACGCGACGGCGACGGCUGGCUCCAGCUUGGCUUCCAGCGCAGCAACCCCGACACGGACUUUCGCGGUGGCGGUCUCCUCGGCCUCAAGUGUCUCGUGUACGUGUGCCACAUGCACAUGGACAAGAUGGCCUACAUUUUUGCCGACCAGGUGCCAAAUGCCGGGCAGCGCUGGUACCCUGUUUGCGUCGCCGGCAUCAACCUCACGUGCAUGCUCGCGGGCUUGCUCAAGCUCGGGGACGGGUCAUUUGCCGAGACGUCGGACAACUGCUGGCGUCUCUUUGAGGAGCCGUCUGCGUUCUACGAGCUCUACUUCUAUGCCUUUCUCAAGAUGGAUCAAAUCUGGCACCGCAGCCAGGCGACGUUCAUGCAAUUUGGAGACGUCCUCAAGGCGACCAAGAAGCUCGUGCGCUAUGCGUUGGCGCAGGGCCCGACGUCGCUCGCGGAGGUCACGGCGUUUACCGAGAGUAUCCACGUCGACGACUUCAAGAUCACGCGCCGUGAAGAGUACUACGACGACGUUGACGACGGCGAGUGCCCCGACCCGCACCGGAUCACCGAAGACGACCGCAUGCCGGUCGCCACGACCCUUGACAUUGCGUCGCUGCAGUACGAGUUGCACAAGUAG
Messenger RNA from Saprolegnia diclina VS20, 1401 nucleotides. RefSeq lists its product as hypothetical. NCBI's taxonomy places the organism in Eukaryota, Oomycota, Saprolegniomycetes, Saprolegniales, Saprolegniaceae. The record is from RefSeq and is a predicted model, not a curated record. The transcript is spliced from 6 exons. Bases 1 to 1401 code for a protein of 466 amino acids.